AUGCCCCCGUUUUAUAUUCAGAGGAAACCAGGACAUGUUUCUAUCGAGAAGAAUCCAGGCUCUGGCAGUACACAAAUCCCCCAAGAGUCUUAUAGGAAUCUGCCAAUGCCAUUUCGCGAACCUAGACAGACUCAUCAAAAUUUCAGGCCCCAGAAACUCCGGAAGAUGGACUCAAGUGAAUUUAGUCUUAGUGACAAAACUGUUUCGCAUUGCCUAUUGUUUAAGUCACUACUUUCAGAAAGUCCUUUCUCUAAAGCCUCUCCUCGAGUUCCCGAACAACCAAAAAUAGAACACUCUAUGGAGAAAAGUAAAAAUCAGGUCAUAAUGAUUUCCAGGUACAACCAUUAUGCCAUCGACAAGCUUCUUACCUGGUUUGCAAACAACCACGCCUUCAUCUCGAACGGAGGGAUUGUAACAUUCACACCCCUUGCACUUAGGAGCAAUCCUCUCCGAGCCUUUCAAUUGAUUAGGCAAAUUGACAAACAUCCAUUAUGGGCUUCGUAUAUCGUGCCGUCAGCGCUCGGUUUGCUUGCAAGCUUAGAAUGCGGCGAGUCAAUGGACCCUAUGUCUGUUAUUGGCAAAAAAACCCUCAUUCUGGAUAUUCUCUUGAGAGAAAUAGAAACAGGACACCUAUCUCUUCUGGAGGCCCCUCCUGAUACCUAUGCAGAAACAACAAUUGCAACAAAAAACCCAAAUACGGGAACAGAAGAAAUAUCCUACAGGAACUAUGCUGUUGAAUGGACCAAGAAAUAUUUUUUGCUGUCUCCGCCUAGCCAAAAGGAUGCAUUGCAAGCUGGUGUCACGGCCUUUAUGAACGAAGCAAAGUUAUCGUCAAAACUGGAUCCAAAUAGUGUCAUGAUGGCUAUGGAUGACAUAAUUAUAAGAGAUAUACAUGGGAUGCAACGCUGUUCCGCCUUCAUGUCGAGAUACCGCCGGUUCGUUGUCAUCGACAUUGACAAUCGAUCAGUGCCGAAAAAUCCAUACGUUCAAGGGUUGGAAUGGACCCCAUUGAGCAAAUUUAGUUUGAAUGACAAUUUCUUCUAG
Molecule: messenger RNA, 1044 nt
Organism: Psilocybe cubensis
Lineage: Eukaryota; Fungi; Basidiomycota; Agaricomycetes; Agaricales; Agrocybaceae
Exons: 8
Coding region: 1-1044 (347 amino acids)
Source: RefSeq, a predicted model, not a curated record